Molecule: messenger RNA, 732 nt
Organism: Lottia gigantea (owl limpet)
Lineage: Eukaryota; Metazoa; Mollusca; Gastropoda; Lottiidae
Exons: 6
Coding region: 1-732 (243 amino acids)
Source: RefSeq, a predicted model, not a curated record
AUGAACGUAAGGACAUUAGUGAGUGUGAUCGUUAUUUGGGUUUCGGGAUGUUAUUCAGCUGAAUUUGAGAGCGGUAUAGACGUGAUAAAUUUGUCAACGUGUGGUGCGAAAGGUCCAACGGGACCCACACAGAAGCAUUGUGAUAUGAGUUACCAUGAGAAAAUCCGUGUAAUGGAAUCAGGAAGAUAUGCUGGGGUUCAAGUUUGGACUGUUCCUGAAACAAAUGUCUACAGUAUUCUCGCCCUUGGAGCACAAGGUGGAAAAGGUGCUAGAAAUAUGGACGAGCCCCAAAGAGGAGAUUAUGUCCACGCUAAGAUUAAAUUAAUGAAAGGUGAUUUGUUACAUGUUUUGGUUGGACAACAAGGUGGAAGUGCAUGCGAUAGGAUUUCUGAGAGGGAUGAUAUUUUGCUUCAAGAAAUAUGUCUAAGAAAACCAUCUAAUUCCUCUAUUCCAAUAACCAACAUAUCUGUAACUGGUGGUGGUGGAGGAGGAGGUGGUGCUACAGUUGUUUUUAAGAUUGAUAAAGUAACCCAUUUACCAAUUAUUUUAAUGGUAGCAGGCGGUGGAGGUGGUCUCCCUUUCUUAAGGCCAGCAACUAAAAACUUCAACAACACUGGCUUAAAGAGAAUUGCUGGUAAACCUUAUCCAGUCAACGAUUUUAUUUCCUUCUUUUUAUAUAUGCGUCAUAAGUUACAUGAUAGCCCUGUGACUCUCGCUGAGUUACCAAGUUGA